Molecule: messenger RNA, 495 nt
Organism: Bipolaris victoriae FI3
Lineage: Eukaryota; Fungi; Ascomycota; Dothideomycetes; Pleosporales; Pleosporaceae
Exons: 2
Coding region: 1-495 (164 amino acids)
Source: RefSeq, a predicted model, not a curated record
AUGAGCUUCAAGGCCAAGGACCUGCACUUUGACAGCUCUCAGCCAGCCUUCUUGCAGCGGCUGCGUGGGCAACUUCAAAGUGGGGAUACUGCUCGUCAUGAACAUCCCAUUGCCAGAAAUAAGAGGAUGAACAAAGACGAUGAUGAAGAUGAUGCGCCAACGUACGUCUUAGAAGAUACUAACCAGUCGUUGAGCAAAGAGGAGUAUGAUGCACUCGUCUCUGGCAAGGAUAGCAAGGGCGAAGAAGACCUGGUAGCAGAUGAAGCCGAGCAAAAGGCAACCAAGCAAGAUGAGUCGAAACCCAAAGACAAAAUUGCUGAAGUUGGUGCAAAUACAAAGAAGCGCAAGGCCGCGAAGAUUAUUGGCGAUGAUCAAGGCGAUAAUAGGAGCGAAGUAGAAACGGAUGCCGAAAAACCCACCAUCAAACCAGCCAAGAAGCCAAAAAAGAAAGCCAAAGCAGUCAAGCUUACCUUUGGAGACGAAGAUGAGGGAUGA